Molecule: messenger RNA, 747 nt
Organism: Trypanosoma conorhini
Lineage: Eukaryota; Euglenozoa; Kinetoplastea; Trypanosomatida; Trypanosomatidae
Exons: 1
Coding region: 1-747 (248 amino acids)
Source: RefSeq, a predicted model, not a curated record
AUGCUGCAGGCCGUGCGACCUCCCAGACGGGGCGGGUCCGGAGGAAACAACGCGACCACGGCCGUCCCGAGUCAACUGCUCUGCCUUGCGGGGGCCGGUGAGGGCGCCGAUCCCCGCCACGGGGCGUCGGCGCCAAACCAAAAUGCCGAAAAUGAAUUUGAACAAAAUCACCCGCACUCGUCCACGGCAAAAUGCGACUCAAAGAGAACACGCAAUGCAACUUGCCCCUCCACCAACCGCUUCACCGAAAGAGGGACUCGCUUCUCGCGCCAGAGAAAACGCCGGCAUUCCACCGAGCGAUCCGCAGAACAGGACCCGGAUUCAAUUCCGCGUCUCCGCAAUGGCGGAGAAGCUGCCAGUGAAAAAUCCAUGGCGCGAGACAUUUUUCUACAUGUCGGCGCAUGCAGUCGUUUGGCGGGAAAGCAACUGCAUUUGCCCGGGCCUCCUGAACACGGCGCAGCCCCCCCCCCCCCAAAAAAAAAAAACCGACUGCCGCCACCGAAGGCCAACACCGACUUGAAGAAACUAAUUGCUGGUUAUUGGCUUCCCGCUUUGAGAGGAACCCAGCCCAGGCGCCGCAGCAACGCGGCCGGUUUUGUCAGGGUGGGUCCUUGUUGGUUUUGCCCGAGGUCUCUCCAAGAGAAGCGUGUUCCCAAGCGUGGCUACCGCGGGGCCGUUCCAUUCAUAGGGCUAGUUAAGACCAGGCCUCUUUUAGUACAGGGCGGGGGGGCGCAACUAGACCUAUGA